GGCUGAGCAAGAAGGGGGGAAAACCAAGCUGCUCUUGGCCAAGAGUCCUUUUUACUUUUGUCCAGACUCCACUCUUUUCCCCUGCUCUGCUGGACAGACAUGGAAGAGAUCCUACAUCUCAUCUUCUUGGUUUUCUUGUCAGCACCCUGCGCUGCAGAGAACAUCACUGUGGUAUACGGAAUGGAAGGUGGGACCAUUUCUAUCAACUGCACCUAUAACCCCUGGCAGCAGCGGUGGAGAGAAAAGAGCUGGUGCAAGCAGGUUGAUGAGAUCAAGUGCCAACAUGUGGUGAGUGCCCGCCGCUUCUGGCUGCAAUUCCUGAAGAACAGGAAUGGCACCACUUCCAUCAGUGACAACAUCCAUGAAGGGGUGCUGACGGUGACCAUGAGGAGACUCAAGAAGCAGGAUGCCGGGCUCUACCACUGCAAAACUGAAUACUUGGGAGAAACAAAGACCUUAAGGAAGGUGCAGGUGGAAGUGCUGACAGUAUCAGCUACAGUGCAGACCGAAAUGCCAGAGGAGCCCAGAGCGGUGCAAAGCAUCUCCAGCAUCACUCCCGAAGCUGAUUUCACUGUCCUCUACAUCGUUACCGGACUCCUGGUUACUAAGUUCCUGGUGGCUGUGCUGAUCUUUACAGUUGCCAACAGCAGGAAAAACAGAGACACAGACACAGAGGAGAAGAACCAGAGCCUCAAUGAACAGCAGCUGCUCCCUUUCACUGGCAGCCUGGCUGGGCAUGCACGGGGUGGAAUCCGCCCCUCCUGGGAAAACACUGCUUAGAGCUGAUCCAAAGACAACAGCGAAUCGCAUGGCAAAGAACGUUAAACACUCGCAGGCAAAGAAAACUUUCCACCAGCCAUAAGGAUCGCCUGCUACACAUAGGUAGCAAUGAACUCUAGAGGGGGAAUGCUGACAUCUGCCACCUUUUCUCAUUGCCUCUGACCAACACAUUUUUUAACACAACAGAGCUGAAAAGAUGCUGCCCGUAACACCUGAACCUGAUGGAAGGGGACGGGGCUGGAGGGAAGAGAGUGUAUAAAGUAUUUCUGCCAAGAGAUCCAGCACAGACUUGCCUGCAUGCAGAAAUGCUUCUGCAGGAACAGGAAAGGUGAGAGAGCUCUGCUCAGUUCUCCCCUAGCUCAGUGCCAGGCCAGACAAAUCUUCGUUGCUCUGCGUGGCUACUGGAAAAUGCUUUGUUAUAAAUUAUUAGCUGUAGACUACAGACACAUCAGUGAAUAUAAACAGAAGUUUAAGUCAUGCCUCUCAACCACCAUGUGUUUUGGGGAGUAAUUCACAAGCUCUGUAAAUUACUCAUUCGUAAGAUGUAAAACAGGAAGAGCCUUACUGUGUCUCACAUCUCCAAGGAAUUUUCCUGAUUCACUGAAGAUUAGUGUUAAAGAGCUAAUAGCUUUUUCAACAUGUCUUCCCUGUCUCUAUAAAACCCUUGAAUGUUUUCACCCAAAAGCAUGAAAUAUAGCCAGUAGUGGAUGGUUUGUAUUAAAAACGAAUAUUAUUAUUUGUCUAGAAAUGAGCUUUGUAACUGAGAUUCCUCUCUCUAAAGACUGAAGCCGCUGCCAUAGUGAUGGCAAUGCAAUUCUCUGUUAUCAUUUGUAGAGAGGCCAGUAACUGCACCAUACCACAGGCAGGGUUAUGCCAGAUGGUCAUCUCUAGUAUCAUUCUAGUAGGGUCCGAAUUGAGACCCGUCGAGUUCAUGUCAUCUCAGAGUCUUCAAGGUGAUGAAAGGACUCGCUCCCAAAGAUUACCUUGGACGGCGUGGAUCUUUGCUGGACAGUCACUAUGGAAGGACAUAAUGAACUGGAAAACGUAAUAGAAAGGGAUGUGAAGUCUACACUCAGCUCUGAGCCUGCUUCCUAAUUUCUCAAAUGAUUUUGCAAAGAAUGAACCGUCGUGCUGUAUUUCUUCCUGUACUUUUUCCACUCGCUUAGGAGGAUGUUACCAACAUGUGAUCUUUGCUCAUCACUCCCAAAAGCGAAGCUGAAUUUUGAUCUACCAGGAAGAGUUCUCAUUACAUAAUGCUAAACUUCACCAAAAAAUAUAAAGUCAACGAGCAUUCAGCUAAGCCCACUUUUCUACUCCAAACUCAGGGCCACUCACAUUUCCUUUCCCUACA
Molecule: messenger RNA, 2131 nt
Organism: Dromaius novaehollandiae (emu)
Lineage: Eukaryota; Metazoa; Chordata; Aves; Casuariiformes; Dromaiidae
Product: triggering receptor expressed on myeloid cells 2-like
Exons: 4
Coding region: 100-780 (226 amino acids)
Cellular component (GO): cell surface
Molecular function (GO): signaling receptor activity
Source: RefSeq, a predicted model, not a curated record